Molecule: messenger RNA, 2460 nt
Organism: Ooceraea biroi (clonal raider ant)
Lineage: Eukaryota; Metazoa; Arthropoda; Insecta; Hymenoptera; Formicidae
Source: RefSeq, a predicted model, not a curated record
AUAUCUUUCUCUCUCUCACGAUUUUGACGAAAUCGCUCUUAUAGUCAGACUGUUAUUAGAGGGUCACUAGUUGAUCGCAGCUAAGUUCAAAGGGUUCAGAGGCAUCGUAUGGACUGGGAGUCCCAGUCUGGGACGCUUGUAUUGUUCCGAGUUAGGUUGCAAGUUGCUGGAAAAAGUGCGUUCUCUCUGCGAGCCAAGGACGACGGGAUUUCUACAGGGUAGUGGGUCCUGCGGAUAUCACUCCUGACCGUGUCAGCGAGACACCCCUUCGAUUGCGAUCCCUUAGUGCGAGGAUUCUAUUUGUCAUCCCUCAGGGCGAGGCGAGCAGCGCAGAGAGACCGCGGGGCACAGCAGAGCGUUAGCGGCACCGGUGCAAUAUGCUUUGCUGAUCGUCGUAGCGCACAGAACGAGGUGUGACCUAACCGGAUCCAUUACGCGUUCUCGGUGACGGCGAAAGCGUGACUUCGUCUUUCCACUUACAUCACGCGAGAUCCAAAGACGGGCAGAAAUGGCUAGGAAAACCAGCGAUGUCGUUCUGAUUGCCGCAUUGCUGAUCAGCGCAUGUUCGACGAUGAGCGCAGCGGAUUGGACCAACGAUCUGACGCGCAGCAUCACUCGUAUGACCGAAAAUAUUAAUGGACAGGUACAGCGCUUCACCCAACAGUUGAAAGCACAGAUACAGCAGAAUGUGCAAGAUUCAUUGGAGCCUGCGCUCAGGGAAGCCAACAGAGCGAUCGAGAGUCUACCGAGAGAUGUACACGGACGGAUAAUAUCAAACAAUGGCAAUAUCAUUGUCGUCAGCACUGGAAAUGGCCUUUCAAGAACGAUCAUGUCCGGUCACACGCCAGACGGGGAACCGUAUGUGCGCGAUAUUGAAGAGCGAUAUGACGGAAAUAUCCUUUAUCACAAUGAAACUUCUUAUAAUCCGAGAACCAAUGUUACCGAAAGGAUACGUUGGAAGUUGGACCUCGCAACUCCAGGUGCCCAGCCUGAAAUGCUCUAAACGAGAAAUAAAAGUGAUAUACUCCUUUCAUUGUAAUAUUCUGCGCUUUACUGUAUAAUCUAUGUUGCAUAAUUGUUGUAUACAAAAAAUUCUAUUACACUGGUAUUAAAAUAUACCAUAUUUAAAUACGCUUAACUGGAUGACUUACAAAAUGAAGAAUAAUUUAAAUUAAUAAUGGUGAAUACGGAGAUAUUAUUGAACUUUCGUUUAAUGGAAUCCGCAUGAAUGUUGGAGUUUCUUCGUCGUUUGGGUGUUCGGAAGUUAUAAUUGCGCCGCAAUAUGUUUGAUAAGGAUAUAGUUUAGUUGAAUCCCGGGAAAGCGUUAUCGAUUAGUCGGGUGAGAGAACGCAAAACACGGAUUGUAAAACAUGACAGUAAAAGUAUGACGGGGAAAGCCACAGAGUUAUCGAGUUAUGCUACUGACAAAGCGAGCGCAGCGAAUUUUUAAUAAUAAGCUUGUGCAAGAGGUUUCGAAUAACUAAUAAACUUUCAAUUAAAAUGUGCGCCGACAUUAUCGGUUUUGCAACAUCAAUAUCGAUAUCCGUUUAUUACGAUACCGUAUUACAUAUGUAUAUUCAACUGAAUAAGCAUUACAAUGCAACAUUCAAUCAUUUAUACUUUAACUUUAUUCCAAUAAAACGCUUCUCAAUUAAACUAAACUUAUCAAUAUAUUUAUUCGCUUUCAAUAAAUCUCGAUAACUUAUCAUUAUAAUUUUAUAUAUAUAAUAGUCUACACACUCUUCGCUUUUAUUAAUUCUCUUCGCAAUUAUUAAUUUCGCAUAACACAUAAUUUUUAUUACACAGUAUUGCAUUACACAGUAAACAUUCGUAAAAUGAUUAAUAACAUAAACACAAUCAUGACGACUCUUACUAGAUACUUAUUACUUUUUCACGUAUGAAAUAAUAUUUUAUAUAAAAUACAUUUCUUUCGAGAAAAAUAUAUAUUUCGUGAAAAUAUAAAAAAUAUUUCUGCUUCACGAAUCACACGAAUUAAUAAACGCACGUUACGAGUGCGGAAGAAUGAAAUUAUUGUGUACGUCAUUUAACAUAAUACACAGGAAUCCAUCGUUUAACCAUUACGAAAUACAAAGUAUCAAAGGGCCGUUUCAAUUGAAUGAGGCACGCGAGGAAAAGGGAUGAAUAAGAAGCGGGCAUAAAUUUGCACGAGAAAAAGGUUUGGCCAAUAAAAAAUCAUUUGUUACGAUAUACGACUACGAAAUUUUAAGGAUGAUGGUAUGGGCGGAAUAGCGCUCGCGCUUUCGAUGCACACAUUCACUUAUGAAAGACAAACGCGACAUACAUAUACCUGCAUCACUGCGCAAAGGCGCAAACACUGCAUCUGACGAUAAAAAUGUCUACGCUAUGAAAUUAUACUUCUGAAUGCCUUUAUCAGCAACAAUAUAUGUAAAUGUAUUAACAAUAUAUGUAUAUAUGAAUAAAGAAUAUAUGUAUAUUAUA